AAUGGAGGAGGAUAUUACUACUGCAUGGACCGGUGCAGAGGAGCAGCAAGUCACUCUCUGAAGCGCACACAGACGCACAACAAAACCAAGACGAGCUGACGCGCAGACGCGAACCAUGAUUUAACGGACUAAUAUUUUUAUCCUCUCUCAGAAAUCACAGGAAAGCUUCUGCUCAACGCAUACGAUAGCUAUUAUAUAGGGCUGGCACUUUGCACUGCACUUCAAUUUGCCUCUGGAGUGACUUUGUAUUUUUCUUUAUUAUUACUCUGAUUCCACCUUGCAGCUGUAUUUUGGAACAGGACGCACUAAAUGAUGCCGCAAUGGUCAGGUAAAAAUAAAUUAAAGGCUUUGUGCAAAGUCACUUAGGAGUGAAAUAAUCGGAUUUCACCUGAUUUAUUCAUGCAAAUAAUUUUUUUUUUCAAAAAACAAAAACAAAGGACACUUCAUCAACAUUUUCCUCAGUAAUGAUUUAUUUUUUUUUUUUUCAAAUUUGAAAUCAGCCUGGUGACGUUUAAAAAGUCUUUCUUUCCCUCAUGGGCUUACUGAAACGCAGACGGAAAUAGGCUAGUUGAAGUUUUUAAACCUGUAAACAGAAACAAGUGCCAGAGGCAGUUUUACAGGUUAUAUGAAUGGAAAGGAGGCAAAACGUCGCCUCUAAAGGUUCGCGCAAAGUGCAGGAGUGUGCAGCUGCAGCUGCGCCAAGAAAGGAUUUUGGAUGAACUCAGCUGUAGAUCUGGUUGCUUUCUGUGAUUCAAGAGUGCAAAACGUCUCCUUUAUUCAAAAUCAAUCCUAAAUAUAGCCGAUACUAACCUCAAUAUGCAAUGAGUUUAUGUGGAAACCUUUGAAUGGCAUCCUCUUUAUCAGUUUGAUCCCUUUGGAGUGCACUUGAUUAGGUUGCCCUCCAGAUUAGUUUAUCAAUAGGUGAAUUUUAAAUUCCAAACCAGGCAGCCAAAACCACCAUUUCUUUAUUUCUGGAUAAAUGUUCGCAAAUAAAUCUGGUAUAAGAGCUCCUGCUGCUGACCUGGAAACCAGAGGCAGACUUUUAAAAGCCAACCCCCCCUCCCCUUUAUCUUCAUCAAAACCGCGCCAAAUACCUUCUCUAACCUGAGAAAAUGUUGUUAAUCAGACUAUUGGCUAUCUUCCUCGUCCUCAUCACAAACACGUUGCUGCUCAGCCCGGUUCGCUCCGACACACUCAGCCGGCACAAACGCGCCAUGGCCCGGCGGGCAGACGGUGAGCUCUCCAGGCUAGCAGGUGAACCCUGCACCGUCUCCGGCGUCUGGAAGUCCCGGCGGCAACCCCGCUCCCUUUCCCCGUCCCAACACCGCCCUCCAGCGGCCCGUCCGAGGACGCACACGAGCCGGAGAGAGCUGUCCACUGCCAAGAGCGCUGCUGCGGUUUGUGCAGGAGGGUGCAGGUUCGACACCGGGGCGCACCGGGUCGCUCCGGCCGGGGAGGAUAAGGGAAGCGGGGGCGACACAGACAAUGUGGUAGUGGGAGCGGGGGACCAAUAUGUUACAUCCCCUGCACGGUCCUAUGAGAAACGCUCCACAAAUGACGGUAGAGACACAAACUAUGUCACACAGCUGGACGGGACGUCUUUGCAUAAAGAUGCCCGCCAGACCGUCUCCUCCUCGGACCACGCGCGGUCCCCACGCGGCUCCCGCUCCAGGUUCACUCGCAACCUGGGCGGGACGAUUCCUUACGAGGACGAGGGCAACUCUAGUCGGGAGAAAGUUUUCCCAGACAGCUCAACGGAUUCCGGGGGACUUCAAGUCCUCUACGGGCUUAAGCAGGAAGGAGACCAGCAGUCGACCGGGACCCUGGAGGACGGUAGCGAGGACUACUCCGGGGAGGUGGAGGAGGCGGAUGCGCCGGUGAGCAGCUCCUCUCCCUGGGGGAGCCCCCUGCCUAGGGUGCCCCUUUCCUGGAUGACAGCCCUGUACUUCAGCGGGCGUCGGGAGCAGCUGAAGGUGAAGCCGGCUGCAGGGGUGGAGCUACCGAGGGCGAAGUUCAGCCUGGAGCUUUGGGUGAAGCCUGAGGGAGGACAGAGCAACCCCGCAGUCAUAGCAGGUGUAUUUGACAACUGCUCCCAUUCACUGAGUGAGAAGGGCUGGUCGGUAGGCAUCCGUACUGUGGAACCUGGCAGAGCCAAAGACGCACGGUUCUACUUCACGCUUCGCACAGACCGAGCUCUAAAAUCCACCACUGUGUAUAGUCACCAGCGGUACCGAGCCAAUGCCUGGACUCACCUGAUGGCCACUUACAAUGGCCACAACAUGACCCUGUAUGUUGAUGGAGCUAAGGUGGGAGAGAGCAGUCUCCAGUCCGGUAAUCUCUAUAGUGCCUUCAUGAAGACGUGCAGAACCCUCUUCCUCGGCACAAACCAAUCAGAUCAAGGACACAGCUUCAGGGGCCAUAUAGGGGGUGUGGUCUUGUGGGCAUAUGCCCGCUCUCAUGAGGACCUGCUGAAGCGACCGCUUCAAAUUGACAAAAGCGAGCCACUCUUGGCGAUGUGGGCUGACUUCACCAAUGUGGAACAGCUAUGGACUCCAUACAGAGUUGGCCUCCAUCCAACCAUCAUCACCACUCCUGUCCCUGAACAAGAAAUUGUCUCCUCGUUCCUGCCACCACCUUGUGGCUUGACACCCUGCGACAACACCGACAUCAUCUUUGGCUACAACAGUAACUGGCAGCUCCGUACCCCAAAGCGAAUCCGCUACCGUAUUGUCAACCUCUCGGAUGACGAUGGUAAAAACCCCACCGUGUCACAGGCCCAGAUCCAGCUCCAGCACCGGGCUCUGACAGAGGCCUUCCAACCUUACAACAUCACCCUUGAUGUGAGCGUGCACAACGUCAGAAACUCCAGCCUCCAACAGCGGUUUAUCCUAAGCAACUGUCGGAUUGGGAAAAUUGGGAACCGCCAGUGUGACCCUGAGUGCGACCACCCAAGGACAGGCCAUGAUGGAGGGGACUGCCUGAGACUGGGGCCCUGCUACAACUGGAAGAGACAGGAUGGAGUUUGUAACAUGGAGUGCAACAGUAUACACUAUGACUACGAUGAUGGAGACUGCUGCGACCCAGAGGUCACUGACGUCCUCAAGACCUGCUUCGAUCCUGAGUCCCCUGACAGGGCCUAUAUGAGUGUGAAAGAGUUAAAGGAGGAGCUGCACCUGAGCGGCACUGACGCACUCAAUGUUUUCUUUGCCAGCAACUCAGUCCGUGAAGAGCUGGCAGGAGCUGCAACCUGGCCAUGGGCAAAAGAGGCUCUUACCCACCAAGGUGGCAUGGUGCUGAACCCAUCCUACUUUGGUACCAUGGGCCACCACAACACCAUGAUCCAUGAGAUGGGCCACAUCUUGGGACUGUACCAUGUCUUCAAGGGGGUGAGCGAGCGGGACUCCUGUGAUGACCCAUGUCAGGAGACCACCCCAUCCAUGGAGACAGGAGAUCUGUGCGCUGACACGGCACCGACACCCAAAUCUAAAGCCUGCCACGAUCCCGGAGCGGUCAAUGAUACCUGUGGAGUCACCACAUACCAGGACACACCUUAUAGCAAUUACAUGAGUUACACAGAUGACAACUGCACCAACCAUUUCACUCCCAACCAAGUGGCCCGGAUGCACUGUUAUCUUGACUUGGUCUACCAGAAGUGGCUGACGGAUUGGCAGCCUGCCCCUAUCCCUCUGGCCCCCAUUGUGACAGGCCAUAAGCCGGAUUCUGUUUCUAUCUAUUGGCUGCCACCUAUAAGAGGACCACUUUAUCAGAGCUCCUCCGUCCAUGUGCCCGGUGUCGACUGUGGAGACUGUGAGAAAGACAGUGUUUUCCACCAGUACGCCCACGAGGCUACCUCACCUCGCAUCUGUGACACGUCAGGCUACUGGACACCUGAAGAGGCAGUUGGCCCACCUGAUGUGGAGCAGCCCUGUGAACCCAGUCUCCAGGCCUGGAGUCCGGAGCUCAGUCUUUAUGACACAAAUGUGACCUCACCAUGUCCCGACACGGAGGGCUGCACCCUCACACUGAGGUUCCUCCACCCUGUCGUUCCACACACACUUACCAUUUGGGUUACCUACAUCUCCUCCAACAACCCAGCUAUAGCCAACAUAGAGCUGACAACAGAUAAGGGGAAAAUCAUUAACCUUGGACCCCAGCAUGUCUUCUGCGACAUGCCCCUCACCUUGCACAUUGACACCAACAACGCUGCCAUCACCGCCAUAAAACUCUGCACCUUCGACGAGAAGAUGGAGAUCGAUGCUGCCAUGUUGUCGUCAGGCCCCGGCAGCCCUCUGUGCGCCGGCUGCCAACCUCUGCUUUACAGGAUUCAUCGGCAGCCUCCCUUCGCCAGCAAAUCUCCGUCACCUCAGACCCUGCAGACAUUCACUGACAGCUCUGUGGUGCAAGGAGACCAGUACCAGUACACGAUCCAGGUGGAAGCAGGUGGCCUGUUAAGCGUUCCCUCCCCACCUCUCCUUUACACCCAUGGGCAGCCCUACUGUGGAGAUGGCCUUGUACAGGGGACAGAAGAGUGUGACGACCGUAAUCUGUUGGACGGUGAUGGCUGCUCUAAGAAAUGCCACAAGGAGAUGGGCUUCAACUGUAAUGGUGAACCUAGUCAGUGUUAUGUUUUUGACGGUGACGGUGUGUGUGAGGAGUUUGAACGGGGCUCCAGUGUUCAGGACUGUGGUUACCACACACCUUUGGGCUACACAGACCAAUGGGCAUCCACCGCCACUGCUUCUCACCAGGACCCCAAUCACUGUCCCGCCUAUGCUGCCACUGGGGAGCCAUUACUUACCAAGCUUUGCAGGUACCAGCACCUGGAGGUGAGUGAGAAAGUGCCCACCGAUGCCUGGUUCCCUUGCACAGCCCAGUCUGAUACAAAUAAUGACCUGGAACAUUCAUUUUGGCUGAAGGUGGGAUUUGCCCACCCUGGAGUGGCAGCCUCUGUGAUGGUGUACCUGGCUUCAGAUGGGUCAUGGUCCGGGGAGCAGUGUCAGAGGACAGCCACCAUCCUCCUGUCUGAUACUACUGGCAAGAACCACUCAUUGGGCACACAUGACCUCUCAUGCCAUCGGAACCCAUUGGUGGUGAAUGUGACCCAUGACCUCUCUCAACCAUUCUUCGUCACCGCCGCUGUUGUUUUCCUCUUCUCCUCCCCCUCUGUGGCAGUGGCAGGCGUGGCAUUGAGAACCUCCUGCCACUUCAGCACCUUCGCCCUGACCGGCUGUUUGCGGCAGCCGUGUCAGAUGGAAAGCUGCAGUCCUCCCCAGUUAGAGCACGCCUCUGUCAGGUGUACAGGAGGAGGGGAGGCCUCUCAGUGCUCUGUUCAGUGUCACCGUGGUUUCACUAUCACCGUCCUCAACGGCAGGGAAACCCCACCCCAUCAGAGAGAAACACACCUGGAAUGUUUUCAUGGUUCAUGGGAUCGUGUGGUUAGUUGUCAGCCUGCAGACUGCGGCCUGCCUGAUCAGUCUCAUGUCUACCACGCCAUAUUCAGUUGCCCCUGGGGAACCACAUUCGGCAAACAAUGCUCCUUCACCUGCGGAUCACCAGCUAUACUUCAAGGUGACAGUGACAGGUUGGUGUGUUUGGAGGACGGUCUGUGGUCUUUCCCAGAGGCUUAUUGCAAGAUAGAGUGUCCAGAGGUUCCAAACAUACCCAAUGCCAAGCUGUUAACAGCAGACUGUCUGGCCUCAGGGCAGGAUGUAGGCUCUGUCUGCCGUUACAAAUGCAACCCAGGCUUCUAUGUAAUAGGGAGCCUCAAAAAGAAGAUAAAGAGGAAGUACUUCAAGUUGGUGUGCCUGGAGGGAGGGCAGUGGGAGGAAACUAGCUGUGAGCCGAUAUCCUGCCCAGCCCUACCUGAUGUAUUCCAGGGCAUGUAUACCUGCACCAAUGGCCUGUACUAUGACACCCUCUGCACCCUGAAGUGCCCAGAUGCAAAAGAAAAUAGUGAGAUUCGCUGCACUAAGGAUGGCGAGUGGACGACGACGUUCACCAUGUGCUCCAGGCUCCAGGGCUCAUGCUCUCCUCCCCCUGAUCUCAACUCUGUUGAGUACAGCUGUGACCAGGGGAUGGAUAUCGGUGCUGUUUGCUACCCAACAUGCAUUGUGGCUCUGGACAUGGAUCUGCGUGACCCUGUGGUCCUUCCCAAUGGCACUACAGCUGACUCUUUAAAGCACUGGAUGCUGGCCACCAAAGUCCAGAGCAUAGUCUGCACAGGGAUGAUGAAGUGGUACCCUGACCCUCAACACAUCCAUUGCAUCCAGUCAUGUGAGCCUUUUGGAGGGGAUGGCUGGUGUGACACUAUCAACAACCGGGCCUACUGCAAGUAUGAUGGAGGAGACUGCUGCCCAUCCACACUCUCAACCAGAAAGGUCAUUCAGUUUGGGGCGGACUGCAACCAGGAUGAGUGCACUUGCCGUGAUCCGGACGCAGAGGAGAAUAAAAGUAAAGCCAAGCACUUGGAAGGAGGAGGAGGUGGAGCUGGAGCUGUAGGAGGAAUGCAGUAAGAUAGAGGAAAGAAAGAGGCUGAACUUGUAUUAAACAGAGUCAAACAACAGACUACACACCACAACAAACAAAAAAAAAAUACACGUUUUUAACAUUGUAAGGCGAAGAAUGUGCUUCAUACAAUAAAAGGCCAUUUUUAUUUUAUCAUAAACGAUCUUCCUGUUAAAAUCCAUCACAUAUGAGUCAUGUUUGUUUGAAAAUUUUAUUUAUAUGUUCCUGCACCACUCCAGGCAAACAUCCACACCGGAAUAUAUUGUCUUCUUUGCCUGUUAACAAAUUAAGGGUUAUCUUUACUGCUAGAUUCCAGAAAAUUAUAUUUUGAAAUUGAAACUCAAACUGAGAAAACCUUGAGGUCUAGUUCAAACAGUGUUAAAAAGCAGUUUAUCCACUCCUGUAAAUAAUAAUAAAGUCAUCAUAAUUGGAUCAAAUCCCUAUUGCAUAUGGAUUCAAGUACUUUUGUGGACAUGAUUAGUUUCAGGCUAAAGAAUCCAAAAGAACAGUCUUUGCCUGUGAAAACUGUUCAGUACAUGCACAUAACUUAAAGUAAGGGCUACUGCUACUAACUGUGGCAUCCAGUUAGAGAAACAUUAGCAUUCUAUAUAAUUAUAUACUAAUGUAUUUAAAUAAUACUGAAGCCAAAACACUUGUAACUUGUCUGAUGGCUACUCAAAACCAAAUGAGGACUAGUCAAAUCAAAUUUAAGUCAAGUGGGCAAAGGCAAAUAGUUUAUAGAUUUAUGUUGCACCAUGCAGAAACAUUACUUCCCUGCAGACCAAAAUACUAAGAUUUGUUACAUUCUUCAUUACUGUGCAUCAGAUCCUUCAACAUACACUUCUGACAUGUAGCUUGUUAGGAAUGUAAAGGGAAACAUACUGUAUCCAUAAAGACUAACAUGUAUAGACUAAUAUAUUUGGAUCACCUGACACAUGUAUUACAUCAAGUAUUAGUCACACAAGUCAACACUAUUUAUAUCACAAAUCCAGUGAUACAAACAUUUAUCUGUAUCAUACAGCAUGUGCAUAGGGCUUCCUAAAAGUCAUUUUUCUGUAAGUGUGAUCAGUUGUAUUUACACAAAACACUCAAAUAUAUAAAUUAUUUCAGUAACCAAUCCAAUCCAAUUUUGACUGUACAGUGUGCAACACUAAUGUCAGAAUUAUUGUUCUAAACCAGAAUGGAUUUCCACUGAAACAAAGAUGCACAUAAAUUGUCAUGUUGCAGAAAGGUUAAGUGGAGAAAGCAAACACUGAAAUAAAAAAAGACAAUACUUUUGGGAAGCCUGGGCAUCAACACAGACUUUUCCCGCUUGCAUGCUUGCAUAUCAGAAAGGUUCUGGUGUCCAGUUGCCAGCAAUGAUGAAGUACCCCAUGCAAAUGUUGUAUCUAUAUGAGUGUAAUCAUGUUCUUCUUUAUUUUACAGUACUUUAUACUCUAUAUGAAAUAAAUAGCAACUUUAUAUCGACCCU
Messenger RNA from Micropterus salmoides (largemouth bass), 7975 nucleotides. It is a transcript of the gene pappa2, whose product is annotated as pappalysin 2. Gene Ontology annotation, molecular function: metallopeptidase activity. The record is from RefSeq and is a predicted model, not a curated record. The transcript has 27 exons. Bases 1113 to 6512 code for a protein of 1799 amino acids. NCBI's taxonomy places the organism in Eukaryota, Metazoa, Chordata, Actinopteri, Centrarchiformes, Centrarchidae.